Molecule: messenger RNA, 524 nt
Organism: Cetraspora pellucida
Lineage: Eukaryota; Fungi; Glomeromycota; Glomeromycetes; Diversisporales; Gigasporaceae
Source: the annotation of a GenBank genome assembly
AAAACAAUAUGAACCUAUGGGACAAUACUUUGAAUUUUACAAGUAAUGAUAAUAUGAAAGAAUAUGAUAAAUCAGUUGAAAGCAACAAUAAUCCAACAAAUAAUAAUAUGCUAUUAGAUAAACCUAAACAACCAAUAAAUCCAACUUAUCCUGUAUGCCUUAUUGAAGAAAAUAAAAAACCAAGUGAAAAUUUAAAAAUUAGAAAAAUAUUGCAAGAAAACAAACAAUAUCUUAAGGAGAUACUAAAAAAUUAUCAAGAUCUUUUUGUGAAAGAACUUUAUAAACUUAGAAAAACAACUGUAGUUUUACCCUACGUUAAAGCUGAACACAAAUUCAUUGGUCAGAAAAUUCAAAGAAUAGAAGAGGAGCAAAUAGAGUUAGUUCUAAAAGCCUUACAUGAAGAUCCUGUAUCUGAGCAUUUAAAUGAAAACAUAGUUCUUGAGAAGAAAACCUACAAAAAGAAAGCAUUAUACACAAUCAAGCUUUAUAAUGAUUAUAACAUUUUUCAAGCUAAAAAUCAAUGA